This is a messenger RNA of Xyrichtys novacula (pearly razorfish), 791 nucleotides long. NCBI's taxonomy places the organism in Eukaryota, Metazoa, Chordata, Actinopteri, Labriformes, Labridae. The record is from the annotation of a GenBank genome assembly.
AUGAAAGCCUCUCUGCUGUCACGUGACGAUCACACAGGAAAACCAGAAGUACGGCACAGCAGAGCAGCUGACUACACCAGAGAAAGAAGGAAAAUGGUGAGUUUAGCUGUUUUUAUGUUGUAAUUUUCAAAGUUUUAUGUUUGAUUCUUCUUUUGUGCGUUCAUGAAACACGGAUAUUUCAGUUUAUCAGUCAGUAACUACUUUGUUCAGCUGUUAGCAGUCAGUCUGAUAGCAUGUUAGCUAACUGUGUGUGUUUGUUUCAGACAACAGCAGCCCUGACUGCGGGUCUGGAGCGGAUCCCGGAUCAGCUCGGGUAUCUGGUGAUCAGCGAGGACGGGGUGCUGGCUGUAAGUGUCUGUCACCUCUUAUCAAUAAAGUUUAUUUACUUAAAAUCCUGCUGUGCUAAUCCUGUUAAAAUAACCUGAUGUGCUCUGACCCCUGACCUCCUCUCAGUCUGCAGGUGAGCUGGAGAAUGAUGAACACACGGCAGGUGUGAUGAUGCAGAUGGUCCGAACAGCCAGUCGAUUCAGGUUAUCUGGAGCAGCUGAUCCCCCUUUCAAACGCAUGUCAGGUAACACACACACACACACACACACACACACACACACACACACACACACACACACACACACUCUGACAGGUGAGCUCUAGCUGACCCCCUCACCUGUUCUUACCUGUUCUCUUGUGUUUCAGUGAUCCUGGAGGACUUUGUUUACACGGUGACGGUUUCUGGUCAGAAGGUGUUUGUUGUCAAACGUCAGAACAACCAGCAUGAGCCAAUCAGCGUUUAG